Cordyceps militaris CM01 is the source of this 1338-nucleotide messenger RNA. Its product is annotated as Fungal transcriptional regulatory protein. Gene Ontology annotation, molecular function: zinc ion binding; DNA-binding transcription factor activity, RNA polymerase II-specific. Gene Ontology annotation, biological process: regulation of DNA-templated transcription. Lineage: Eukaryota; Fungi; Ascomycota; Sordariomycetes; Hypocreales; Cordycipitaceae. The transcript is spliced from 3 exons. The record is from RefSeq and is a predicted model, not a curated record. The coding region runs from base 1 to 1338 and encodes 445 amino acids.
AUGAACCGCCCGCCGCCGCCGCGCCCUGCUGCCCAGCAAAUGGUCAAACCGACCAGCCAGACGGCCGCCGCCGCCGACAGCAAGCGAGUCAAACGAUGGGCCCCCCGGGGCAAGACGGGCUGUGUCACCUGCCGCCGCCGCAAGGUCCGGUGCGACGAGGCCAAGCCCAUCUGUGACAACUGCGUCGCCACGCGCCGGUACUGCGCCGGCCCGUACUAUCAGGACUCGGCGCAGGCGACGGCCGACGGGACCAAGAACGCCGCCGUCGUCAUACCACGCUUGCGCGGGACGGCGCCGCCCCGGAGCGUGCGGCCAACGAACCACCGCGGGUGGGAGAUUGCGCCUCACGGCUGGGAUGUGGUCGAGGCUUUUGAAUAUCUCGGCCUUUACAUCAUACCGCAUAGCGUGGCCAUGGACGUCAUGGCCACCCGGCCCGCUACGCCCGUUGCGCUGGCCGCCUACCCCGGCUCCGUCAACUCCGACUCAUUUCUCGCGCGCGUCAUUGCCGAUCGAAUCGUGUGGGUGUCGUGCUGCCAGCGGACCGCGCUCAGCCCGAGCACGCUGCACGGGACGAGGGACCUGUGGUGCAAGUUUCACGACCUCAUCCAGAAGCACCUGGCCCAGCUCAACUACGACCUGACCCAUGUUCAGGGCGAUUUUCUAGCCAACUCCGUUGUUGGCAACAGUGUAUCCAGAAUCGACAAGCAGCUGUCCAGCAUAUACGAAUUCGACGACACCGAGAUCGUCAACCUCUUUGGGGAGACGUGCUUCACGCCCUUUCCCUGCCCCAAGGCGCUCUUCGCCGAGCUCGCCGCCAUCAACCGGCUGCGGCUCACGCUGUCGACGGGCACGACCGCCGGCCUCCCCAUGCCCGAGACCAACGCCGUCUUCAAGCGCAUCCAGGCCUUCCACCCCGAGACGUGGAAAGACACGGCCGAGUUUGACAUUCCGCACACGCCCGAGGUGGUGCUCGUCGCGCGCAUCUUCCAGCUCGCCGUGAGCCUGUACGGCAUCCAGGCGCUCGGCCUCGAGCACGUCGACUCGAGCGCGCCCGACAAGGCGGCGGCCACGGCGGACCUGCUGCUGCUGCUGCACAAGACGCUCAAGUCGCCCAAGUGCGUGAGCGUCAUGACGUGGCCGUGCGCCGUCGCGGGCGUCGCCGUCGCCGACGGCCCAGAGGCGAACCGCAACCUGGUCCUGGAUAUCUUGGUGAGGAUCGACUCGGACGUGCUGGCGUACGGCAUCGCGGCGCACACGAUUGAGCGGCUGCAGGCCUUUUGGCUCACCAAGAAGACGGGCUGGGAAGAGUGCUGGGGCGACUUUUACCUGCUCUGGUAA